Messenger RNA from Nicotiana tabacum (common tobacco), 2565 nucleotides. The record is from RefSeq and is a predicted model, not a curated record. Lineage: Eukaryota; Viridiplantae; Streptophyta; Magnoliopsida; Solanales; Solanaceae.
AUGGAAAAUACUGAGUUGCAUGCAAAUAUACCGUCAAAUUUUGAUGGUUUCACUGCAUUUACCCUAGAUCCAUCUCAUCCUUUAUACAUACAUCCUUCUGAUAGUCUUGGUGUUCAGCUGGUUACAGUUCCUUUCAAUGGAACUAGUUUUGUUAUAUGGCGCAGUAGUAUGCUAACAUCUCUCUCAACUAAGAACAAAGUAGGACUAAUCACUGGCAAAGUAGCCCAACCUGCACUUGAUUCUCCCUAUUUUCCUUUCUGGGAAAGGUGCAACAAUAUGGUCAAGGCCUGGAUUACUAACUCACUAAUUAGAGAGAUUGCUAUAAGUGUUAUGUGUCUUAGUACUGCCAAGGAAGUAUGGAUGGACAUAAAUGAAAGGUUUGGGCAGUCUAAUGGGUCUAAGUAUAUUCAAUUCCAACGGGAGAUCAGUUCUACCUUUCAAGGGUCUUCUGAUAUAGUCACCUACUUUACUAAGAUUAGAACUAAAAGUAGCAUCUUUAUGAUGUCCCUAUACCCUUCAAUCAGUAAGGCUUAUUCUCUUCUACAAGAAGAUGAGAGUCAGAAAGAGACUCAUCCUGUCUCUCCUAGGUUUUCAACUGAUUCAGCAUCUUUCUCUGUCCCAUCAACUCAACUUCACCCUAAUAAACAAUACACUCAGAGAGUCACUUUUGAAUCCAAGAAGCCUUCAGCAUCUGCUACUGUGUCUUGCAAGUAUUAUAAGAAAAGUGGCCACACCAUAGAGAAGUGUUACAGACUUCAUGGAUUUCCUCCUGAUUUCAAGUUCGCAAAGAACAAGAGAUCUGCUUCAUGUGUCCAAAUGGAGAAAUCAUCUUACUCUCCUGCUGUUUUCAAAACAUCUGAGGCUCCAGUUCAUGGGUUCAACAAAGAACAGUACAACCAUCUCAUGGCCUUACUCCAACAGACACAUAUUUCUCCCAACUAUACUCCUGCUAGUGCUGCUGCAGACCGUGGUGGAUAUGCUCAUUUUGCAAGUGUGUCAUAUCUUCCAGUAGAGAAAAUGCAUUCUUUAGCUCAUUCUUUGUCUGCAUCUUUUAAUUCAGUUAGAAAACCUUGGAUCCUGGAUUCUGAUAUUCCUGCUUCAUCCUAUCCUAUACUUUCUUCUUCUCCCACACAUGGUUUCACAUCUGAACCCACUCCUUAUUUCACUCCUCCUACUAUCUCUCCCCCCUCUCCUUCCAUUUCUCCAAUUUUCUCCUUUCCAUCUACUUCUUCUCCUUUACCAGUUCCUUCUUCUCCCCUCCUUAGGAAGUCCACCAUAGUUCAUCAACCUCCUGCUCAUUUGGCAUAUUAUUUUUACCAGCAAGCUGUUUCUCACCCUGUUUGGCAGCAUGCCAUGCUACAGGAAUUCAAAGCUCUUGAGGCAAAUAACACAUGGGAUAUUAUUCCUCUUCCUCUCAACAAGAAGCCUAUCCCAUGCAAAUGGGUUUAUAAGAUCAAACAAAAAUCUGAUGGGACUGUGGAGAGAUAUAAAGCCAGGCUUGUAAUAAUGAGAGACACUCAAAAGGAGGGAAUUGAUUAUUUUGAAACUUUCUCUCCUGUGGUCAAAUUUACCACCAUCAAGUGUCUCCUUUCUCUUGCUGCAAAAAAGGGAUGGAAUGUGCAUCAACUUGAUGUUAACAAUGAUUUCCUCUAUGGUGAUCUCCAUGAGGAGGUUUACAUGAAAGUCCCUCUAGGUUUAUCUGUAUCAGGUCCAUCAUCUUCUGAUUCUUCUUCUCCUUUGUAUGUUAGCUCUUCCCUAACUGUAUUAGCAGUUUAUGUUGAUAAUAUUUUGUUGGCUGGUGAUCAUAUCACAGAAUUGGAUAGUUUGAAGACAUUUCUGGAUGCUCAGUUUAAGAUUAAAGAUUUGGGUGAGGUCCACUAUUUUCUAGGUCUAGAAGUGUCUUCUCAUCCUGAGGGUUUUCUGAUGUGCCAACACAAAUUCACUUCCGAGCUGCUGGCUGAAUUUAAUUGCACUCAUUUUACCCCUGUAGUUACCCCUUUGGAUCCUUCCAUAAAAUUAAUCAGUGAUAUGGGUGCCCCUAUAUCUGAUCCAAGCACUUUCAGAAGGCUUGUAGGGAAACUGAAUUUUCUUCAGCGCACAAGACCUGACAUUGGCAUUCUGUUGUCUAAGAAUACUGACCUGUCUCUGGUAGCUUUUUCUGAUUAUGAUUGGGCUGCCUGUGCCCAAUCUAGAAGCAAAAAGCAACCAACCAUUUCUCUUUCUUCUGCUGAGGCAGAAUAUAGGGCUCUAAGGAAGGUGGUUGUUGAAGUCUCUUGGUUGAUCAGAGUGUUGGUUGAUUUGGGCCUGACAUUGUCUUCUCCUGUUCCUAUAUUUUGUGAUAGUCAGGCUGCGCUCCAUAUUGCCAAGAAUCCUGUGUUCCAUGAGCGCACCAAAUAUAUUGAAAUUGAUUGCCAUUUUGUUCGUGAUUGCUUAGCAUCUGGAUUGAUUUCUUUACAUCAUGUUUUCUCAUCUACUAAUCUUGCUGACAUUUUGACGAAGCCUCUUCCAGGUCCAGCUCAUCACAAUCUGUUGUGCAAGCUUGGAGUGCUUCCCCUUCGAGCUUGA